Grammomys surdaster is the source of this 4938-nucleotide messenger RNA. It is a transcript of the gene Znf654, whose product is annotated as zinc finger protein 654. The record is from RefSeq and is a predicted model, not a curated record. Gene Ontology annotation, biological process: regulation of transcription by RNA polymerase II. Lineage: Eukaryota; Metazoa; Chordata; Mammalia; Rodentia; Muridae. Gene Ontology annotation, molecular function: DNA binding; DNA-binding transcription factor activity, RNA polymerase II-specific. Bases 397 to 3126 code for a protein of 909 amino acids. Gene Ontology annotation, cellular component: nucleus. The transcript has 8 exons.
CUUCAGACUGCACUUUGCUGUUUCACGUCAGCCAGCACGUCAUUCCCAGAUGAAUGUGAGCACGUACAGUAUGUGUUGAGUAGUCUUGCUGUGAGUUUCUUUGAGUUGCUCCUGUUCUUUGGAAGAGAUGAGUUUUAUGAAGAACCCUUAAAGGAUAUUCUUGGCUCAUUCCAGGAAUGCCAGAAUCACCUCCGCAGAUAUGGAAAUGUGAAUCUGGAACUGGUGACUCGAAUUAUUAAAGAUGGUGGCCCAUGGGAAGAUCCAGUGUUGCAAGCUGUUCUUAAAGCCCAACCGACAUCUCAGGAGAUAGUGAACAAAUACUUAAGUUCUGAAAAUCCACUGUUCUUUGAACUACGUGCCAGAUACCUAAUUGCCUGUGAACGCAUACCUGAAGCAAUGGCUCUUAUUAAAUCUUGUAUAAAUCACCCUGAAAUCAGUAAAGACUUGUACUUCCAUCAAGCACUCUUCACCUGUCUGUUUAUGUUACCUGUGGAAGAUCAGCUGUUCCGAGAGCAUUUGUUGAAAACUGACUGUAAGAGUGGAAUUGAUAUCAUCUGUAACACUGAAAAAGAAGGCAAGACUUUGCUAGCCUUACAACUCUGUGAAUCUUUUCUUAUUCCACAGCUCCAGAAUGGGGACAUGUACUACAUAUGGGAGUUGAUUUUCCUAUGGAGUAAACUGCAGCUUAAAUCUAACCCUUCAAAACAAGUGUUUGUAGAUCAAUGUUACCAACUCUUAAGAACAGCAACUAAUGUGAGAGUCAUAUUUCCUUUCAUGAAAAUCAUUAAAGAUGAGGUUGAAGAAGAAGGCUUACAAAUUUGUGUUGAGAUAUGUGGUUGUGCUCUCCAGCUUGAUCUCCAUGAUGAUCCUGAAACUAAAUGUCUAAUUUAUAAAACAAUUGCACAUUUUUUGCCAAAUGAUCUAGAGAUUGUCAGGGUUUGUGCUCUCUCAGUAUUUUUUCUUGAGCGUUCCUUAGAUGCUUACCACACUGUUGAAGAGCUUUACAGACGUCCAGAUGAAGAGUAUAGUGAAGGCACGAGUACUGUACAAAAUCGUGUUCGUUUUGAAUUGCUCCCAAUUUUGAAAAAAGGAUUGUUUUUUGAUCCUGAGUUUUGGAACUUUGUAAUGAUUAAGAAAAACUGUGUGGCAUUACUGCGUGAUAAAUCAGCAGUGAAACUUCUAAAUGAAAAUACACUGGAAAAUUCUGCAGGUAGUCCAAAAAAGAGAGGGGAGCAGCGGAGUAUGGAAGAAGGGCUUGACACGGUCCCAACGGUCCCAGAUCAGAGCACUAGAGAGACAGAUCCUGAUGCUGCAUCUGGAGUGCAGCCUAAAGGGCAGCUUAAUGCAAAGAGAAGUCUCUCUGCUCUUAACACUUCCAAAGUGGAUCAUAGUGUCCCAAGGCAUCGGUGCAUGUUAUGCAACAAGGAAUUUCUUGGUGGCCACAUUGUAAGGCAUGCCCAGGCUCAUCAGAAAAAAGGCAGUUUUUCAUGUGUGAUAUGUGGUAGGAAAUUUAAGAACAGAGGACUUAUGCAGAAGCAUUUAAAAAAUCAUGUUAAGAAGAUUCAGAGACAGCAGAUUGCUACAGCACAACAGGAUGAUCCAGAAGUCAUCACUUUGGAAGAAAUAAAUGGUUCCAGUUCUUCAAUUUCCUUUGAAAAUGGGAAUUCAAAUACUAACGGCUUAGAAAUAGAGACGUUGACUGCUUCCAGUGAGAGAAACAAAGACGUCAUCAGUGAGCACAUGGCUGAGUUCAUUAAAAUUCCUAUUGGUAUACCAGAGAAUGCUAUGGAAAACAUUAUUGAAAAUGGCAAACCAGACACUUCUUUCAAUAAUAUCUCAGAGUCUUUACCUCAGUGUGAUGAUGACUAUGAGGAGGAAGAGAAUGAAGAUGAUUAUGAAGAUGAUUAUGAUCUGAAUCAAGAAACAUCAGUACUGCACAAAAUCAAUGGAACUGUGUGCCAUCCAAAAGAUGUAUAUGCUACAGACCAAGAAGGGAACUUCAAGUGUCCUGCUCUUGGCUGUGUAAGGAUAUUUAAAAGAAUUGGGUUUCUAAAUAUGCAUGCAAGGACUGUGCAUCCGACUGAUUUAAAUGUGCGGCAAACUGUAAUGAAGUGGAGCAAAGGAAAGUGCAAAUUUUGCCAAAGGCAGUUUGAGGAUUCUCAACAUUUUAUAGAUCACCUUAAUAGACACAGCUAUCCAAAUGCGUACUUUUGUUUGCACUUCAAUUGCAAUGAGUCAUUUAAGCUGCCAUUCCAGCUUGCCCAGCAUACAAAAAGUCACAGGAUAUUUCAAGCUCAGUGUAGUUUUCCAGAAUGCCAUGAGCUUUUUGAAGAUCUUCCUCUGUUAUAUGAACACGAAGCCCAGCAUUACUUAAGCAAAACACCAGAAUCAUCUGCACAACUGAGUGAAGUGAUUCCUAACCAUCAGGAAAUAGACACAUUUAGUAAUGAGAACCAAACAAUUCAUCAGCCAGUUUCUACUAGUAAAUCAAGGAAACAUUCUACAGAACCAAAGACAUAUAUAGACACUAUCGAAAAGAAAACAGACAGUUUAGUUCAGAAUGGAAAUGAACAUUCUGAUGAUACUGAUUCAAAUAUAAGCUUGAUAGACCAAAAGAUGCCUGCCAUAGAGCCAAAUCCUGAAAAUACUCAUAGUACCACUGACUUAGUCAAUGGACACAGUGAAAUAGAGCAAACACCAUUAGUUACAUCAGAUCCUACUCUGAAAAUAGAUAUAAACAGAAGCAGGACAGAAAAUGGUUCUAUUUUACCCAAUGUUGUAUCACAAGAACACAGUGCCCUGUCAGUAUCUCAGGCACCAUCCAAACCAAAUCUUACAACUGAACAUACUUCAUAUGGCUUAAUUUUAACAAAGCCAUUUGUCAGACCUUUGCCUCCCAGUUACCUUGAUGAACGAUACCUUAGUAUGCCAAAACGCAGAAAAUUUCUGACUGAUAUUGUAGAUGCCUGUUCUGAUCAAGAUAACAUGUAUAAAAAACCAGUGAAAAGAUUACGAUGUGGCAAAUGCCUGACCACCUACUGUAAUGCCGAAGCACUUGAGGCUCACCUUGCACAAAAGAAAUGUCAGACACUCUUUGGAUUUGAUUCAGAUGAUGAAAGUGCCUGAUAAUGUCUCAGAACGAUCUGUUGAUCAUGCAGUAGUGUAAAAAAAAAAAGCACUACAAGAAAAUGCAUCAUCAGUUUGCUAUUUCCCUGAUGGCCUUAAUUUUAGAGUGGUCUCGGAUUACUAAAGCAAAGACAAAGCACAUUUUCUGGAAUGAACUUGCAGAGGAGAUGUGCCGGCUUAGACUCCAAAAGGGAUAUAAAACUCCCAAAGUACCAGUUAUCCAUGAAACCACACUUUCAAAAAGUUUAUGGUGAUUAAUAGCAGCAUGUUCAGUUUUGCUUUAUGUGAAAACACAUUUGGGUAACUAGUCAGAAAUAAAAACCAGCUAUGGCCUUACUGAAGAAAGGAAAAAGUUGAUUCAUUCAAAGAUGAGGUGGAAGGGAGCUGGUUUACAAUAAACAUGUAAAACAUUCUGAAAAUGGAAUUUGUUUUCUUGUCAUGCAUAUUCAUUAUGUCUUCCCUUCUGGUCAAAUAUUUUAAAAAAUCAUUCAUUGCUCUUUACUUUGUGAUAUAAUUUAGAAGCUGAUACAUAGAAAUAAAGCUUGAUUUAUCAUGUUGUCUACUAAAGAUUGUAACUUGUUUUAGGCGAUUAAGGAAACAGGUCAAAGUUCAGUGAAUGGCAUGCCACCAUUGAAAAAAACAAAACAAAAACAGUGCUCUUGAUAAGAACCUUCAACAUCCAACUUUUGUAAUGUCAGUUAUUUAAAGGCAGCAGUGUUACGUAGAAAAGGAAGAAAAAUACCAUCAGCUACGUUAGAGGGAGUGCGAGAAGAAUCUAAGACCAUCACAUGCUUGAUAAUUGAAGGAAAACACUGAAUUGAAAAAUCUUCAAUGUGAAUAAUGGUAAAAGCACACUGGGAUAUUUCUAUCUGUACAUAUUAGGACAUUGCUGGAUGAUUCAUAGUAAAAUCCUGUACACAUUAGUAUGAGUUAUAUAAGUAUGGUCCUAUGAAAGUAAUUGGCUUAAAAGUAUGUCAGUUAAGAAUCAGAUCAAGAGUUCAUUUUAUUCAGUUAGGAGAAUUCAAAAUUAAGCCAUUCUAAUGUACUUUCUUCAUUAGCGAUGAAUUUGGCCUGCAUAGUAAUUUUUAUAUAUUUAAGGAGGUAUUUACAUCAAAAUUUGCACAACAGGAAUAUAAUAACAUAUAUUAAUGCAUUAUUGUCCUUGGUGAUCAUUGAUUUUUCCUAAGGAAGAUUUUAACUUAUUAAAUUAUUAAAACAAAUAUUUUACAGUUUAAAAAAAUUCCCCUGGAUAUUUCCCACCUGUCUGUUAUGAAAAGGAAAAUACUUAAAGAUCUUCUUUACCUAAUAGUAUAUAAGUCUAAACAAGAUAAAGACAUACAAACAUGAAGGUGAAUUCUUUAGACACAAUAGUAUGCCACGUGUCAACUAAGUGUUCCAGCUACUCCAGCAUGGUUUUGUGUGAAUCAGACAAUUCCAUCAUACUAAAAAUUUUAGGAACAUUUUUGAGGUUAGGAAAAUAGGGUAUUGCUUUCAGGGUGGCAUUCAGACUUUUAAAAACUAUGUUUCCAAUAAUGCUCUAUCAGAGGAUUUAUUAUUUUAUUUACCAUGGGCAUUUGCAACUAUGCAAUGAUGGUCACUAAUCCAUUCCGAUCAAGUUGAAGUUUGUUUUAGUUUUGUUAUGUAGCCUACAUUAGGCUGUGGAAUUUACAUGCAGAUAACAGAUAAGUACAACUCAUAAGUUUUAAAUCCUUUUAAGUUCAACUCAAAAUGUUUUCCAUAUUUCUUGACACUAAAAAUGUAAUAAUUGACUUUUAUUUUAGUUCAUAUUAAAAGUACAUCUUUUAAUAAAAA